AUGCAAUUAGCGUAUUACCGCAUUACCGCAUUAGGUAUGCCGGGCGGUCAACUUUCACAGCCGAUGCUGCUUGGCCCCAACAAGGGGUUAGACUCAAUGCUAGGCGCCUAUGCGGAACUGCAGAGGCAAUCUGAAGGGACCUCAUUCGUGGCUGGUAAGCGACCCUCCAUUGUGAUUUAUGUCAACGCGGCCGUGUGCUCAUUGGUGGAACCUCGACCAGGUCAUGAUGUAUGA
Penicillium longicatenatum is the source of this 234-nucleotide messenger RNA. RefSeq lists its product as uncharacterized. The transcript is spliced from 2 exons. The record is from RefSeq and is a predicted model, not a curated record. Bases 1 to 234 code for a protein of 77 amino acids. NCBI's taxonomy places the organism in Eukaryota, Fungi, Ascomycota, Eurotiomycetes, Eurotiales, Aspergillaceae.